UCAUGGUUCCCUUACAGCCAGAAGCUGUGUUAUGCAGACUUGUUAUGCAGAUUGGAAAGAACCAGAGAUACUCAUCCCUUUCCGGUUAGCUGAACUUUUCAUGGUUGUGUUUUUGCUCAAACUGGCCUACCUUGCGUGCAUGCUGCUCUGGUACGCAUUUGAAGUCGGAGCAAAUGAGUGCUUGACUAACAUACUAGGUUGGGUUGAGGCUGAAAUGCUUGUUUUACGAUUGUUAAACAUACCUCGCCAGUUUGAGUUUAAACUGUAUUUUUCCUGAAAGUGAUGUUCAGUUCAUAGUGCCCUUGACAUCAUAGUGCCAUUUUAUCAAUGAGAGAGUAGGGUAAUCAUGUGAUGAUCUCAGUAUGAUCUCCAUCAGCAGCUUGACCAUUGUUACUUGUAUACUGGGGGCUAAACAAGCAUCAUGGAUGGCUGAUUGAAAACAAUAUUUUUGCCUUGGAGCAUUUGAACCAUGGUGAACAUGAACAAACCUGUGUUCUGAGUUUGUGGUUGUGAAAUCAGAGCAUGGCUGUCUGCACGUUGCAUGUUGAGAGACAGCUAUUGCAGGAAUCUCGACACUUUCGUCAAGCAAGGUUUCACUGAAGUCAUUCAUUUUAUGAUAUGCAACUGUAAAAGAAUUUGAAUGAAAAUGAAUGGGGAACUCAAAGGGCAAAGCAUCUCAACGGAUGUGACCCUGGGAGACACUGACGCAGGAGGAGUCAUUAAGAAUGGCCUGAAAGAAGAGGACCCGAUUGUUGCCGCCACCAUUCACUUGGGCCAUCUCGCCAAAGAUGAUGUUAUUAAGUUGCUAAAGCUACUUGAGCCCUAUGAUGACAAAGUUGAGGUGAAAACCAGAUCCAGCCUUGAGAUUGAUGGGAGUCCUGGAUCAUUGGGAUUAUCUGGUGAUGUCAAAGGGCCUUCAGUAAAUGGAAUUGAUGGUGGUGCAAAAUUUACCAUGCCCACAAUUGGCAUGUCUGGACCCCAAAUAAAAGGAGCAGCCUUGGAUGGUACUGUUAAAAGCCCGGAGCUUAGUGUCUCUGCACCAACACUUGAAUCCCCAGAUGUGUCUGUUAAUGUGGACAAACCAGAGCUGAAACAUAAGCCCCCUAAGUUUAAAAUGCCAAAUUUCCAUUUGCCAGCCAAAAAGCCAAAACUUACAACCCCAGAAGCAACUUUGACAGGCCCAAGCAUCAGUGCAGAUGUUGACACCCCAAAGCUCAAUCUUCAAGCCCCAGAUGUUGAUGCAGAACUGAAAGUUCCAGAUGUUGAUGUCACCUUACCAAAAGCUGAGCUUGAAGGCCCCAAACUGGAUGUAGAUUCCCCAGAUGUUGACAUUGAGUCUCCAACAGGAAAGUUCAAAUGGUUCACACUUUCAAGGCCAAAGUGGGCUCACUCUCGACCUAAAAUUAAGACAGAUGUAGAUGUCGAUAUGGAUAUAGAAACCCCAGAUCUUAACAUUUCUGGGCCAACAGUUAACGCUGAUUUGAAUGUGCCAGAUGCUGAGGUGAACCUGCCCAAAGCUGAGAUUGAUGGUCCAAAUGUUGACAUUGAUCCACCUUCAAGUAAGUUCAAAUGGUCAAAACUGAAGCUACCCAAGAUGGGGAAAGUAAAAGGACCCGAUGUGGAUAUUGAUACAGAAGUUAAAACACCAGACGGGGAUUUUUCAUUACCAAAAAUUGAAGCUGAUGUGAACACGCCUGAUGUUGAUGUACAGAUACCAUCAGCUGACAUCAGUGGUCCAGAUGUGGAUCUCAAAGCUCCUGAUGUUGAGCUAAAUGCUCCAUCAGGGAAGGUAAAAUUUCCCACGCUAAAUAAGUCUACCUUCAAAUUCAAACCAAAAGUGACCACUCCUGAUAUCAAUGUUGAUGCUGACAUUAAAGCUCCCAAGGUUGAAGCUAAUCUUGAAGCACCAGAGGUAAAUGCAAGUCUUCCCAAAGCAGAAAUUGAUGGCCCUGAUGUUGAUCUCAAAGCCACGGAAGUCAACAUUGAUCCCCCCUCUUCAAAAUUUAAGUGGAACUGGAAGAAUCCCAAACUUAACUUCUCAAAACCAAAACCACCAAGCCUAGAAGUUGAUGCUGAGGUAAAGGCACCUGAUCUGGAUGCAGGACUUGACCUGCCUGGUGGAGAUAUACAUUUGCCUAACACAGACCUCACAGUACCUAAUGUGGACCUCAAAGCACCAGACCUCAGCCUCUCUCUGCCAAAAAUUGAGGGUGAUCUAGAUGCUCCAGCCCUAGAUGUUAAUUUGCCAGAUGCAAACCUGAAAGCACCAGAGGUGGAUCUCAACGCACCAGAAGCUGACAUUGAUGUACCAUCAGGCAAAUUCAAACUCCCGACAAUUAAAUGGCCGAAGAUGAAGGUGAAAACACCUAGCGUUGAUAUUGAUACAGAUGUAAAGACAUCUGAUUUGGAUGUCUCUAUACCCAAAGUUGAGGCAGGACUUGAUGCUCCUAGUGUUGAUAUGAAUUUGCCCAAAACAGAUCUCAGUGCCCCAGAUGUGGACCUCAAAGCACCAGACCUCAGCCUCUCUCUGCCAAAAAUUGAGGGUGAUCUAGAUGCUCCAGCCCUAGAUGUUAAUUUGCCUGAUGCAAACCUGAAAGCACCAGAGGUGGAUCUCAACGUACCAGGAGCUGACAUCGAUGUACCAUCAGGCAAAUUCAAACUCCCGACAAUUAAAUGGCCGAAGAUGAAGGUGAAAACACCUAGCGUUGAUAUUGAUACAGAUGUAAAGACACCUGAUUUGGAUGUCUCUAUACCCAAGGUUGAAGCAGGACUUGAUACUCCUGAGGUUGAUAUCAAUUUACCAGACACCAUCCUUAAAGCACCAGAGGUGGAUCUCAAUGCACCAGAAGCUGACAUCGAUGUACCAUCAAGCAAAUUCAAGCUACCGACAAUCAAAUGGCCGAAACUUAACCUGUCUGGACCAAAAGUGAAAACACCAGAUGUUGAAGUUGAUGCAGAUGUAAAGACACUGGAUUUGGAUGUCUCCAUACCCAACGUUGAGGCAGGACUUGAUGCCCCUGGUGUAGAUUUAACAUUACCCAAAACAGACCUCACUAUGCCAGAUGUGGACCUAGAGGCACCAGACCUGAAUAUCUCUGCACCAAAAAUCGAUCUAGGUGCUCCAGCUCUCAAUGCUUAUCUGCCUAAAUUAGAUGCUAAAGUGGAGGCGCCUGAUGUGAAUCUCUCUGCACCGAAGAUUGAGGCUAGUGCAAAUGUGCCAGAUGCAGACUUUCCAAAAGCAGAUCUUACGGGACCAGAUUUGGAUUUGAAGGCUCCGAGUAUAGAUGUUGACGCACCCUCCAGCAAAAUGAAAUUGCCUCACUUUAAGCUACCUAGAUUGCAUCUGACAGGACCAAAGGUGAAAGCACCCAGUGCCAGUGUUGAUGCCCCAGACAUCAUUGUACCAUCAGUCGAUGCUGGAGUUAGUGCACCAAAAGCUGAUGUACAUUUACCACAGUUUGAUGCCCAUGGACUUAGUCUUGACUUGAAUGCUCCAGAUAUCACAGCACCCAAAGUUGAGGGCGGUAUCACCACUCCAGAUGUUGAUCUGAAUUUACCAGAAGUGGAUGUCAAAAGCCCUGAAGUAGAUCUUAAUGUUCCUGAUGUCAAUGUUGAUGCAGACUUGAAAACACCAGAUCUUGAAGGUCCAGAUGUGGACUUGAAAGUUCCAGACGUGGAUGUAGAUCCACCUUCAGGAAAAUUCAAAAUGCCUCAUUUCAAAUUGCCAAAAUUUGGUUUCUCUAGCCUAAAAGUGAAGCAGCCUGAUCUAGAUGCCAGUGUGGAUGUGAAAGCUCCUGAAGUGGAUGUUGAGGUUCCCAAAGUUGAGGCACCCAGUGUUGACCUAAAUCUUACUGCUCCAGAGGUCAAAGGUGAUGUCAAUGCUCCAGAAAUUGAUGUGAAUCUUCCCAAAGCUGAUAUCAAUGGCCCUGAGGUUGAUGUAGCCGCACCUGACAUCAGUGUCGAUGCAUCAAAGCCAAAGUUCAAAUUCUUGACUCUCAGGAAGCUUAACCUGCAUGGAUCAAAAGUAAAAGCCCUUGAUGUUGAGGACGAUGGAAGUGUGGACACAGAUGUGGAUAUUAAGCUGCCAGAGGGAGACAUACCACUGUUCAAAACACACAGACUGCCACAAAACAUCAUUCAUGAUAUGAUGAAGUUCACUGGUGCUGUAGACCUGAGCAGUGACCCUAUAAAUCCUGAAUUAAAAACAGCAAACUCAAUAACGAAAGGUAUUAGUACUUCUAACCUGCUUAGCCAGGGGCAGCAAGCAGGACCAAUUGACAUCAGGGAAAGGUUGAGAUUGUUUGCUUCACGAUCGUCAUUGGAUAAAAGCCUGGGUGAUAUAUCCCCUGUAGGAGUUCAAGUGAACACCCCCUCCCUGGAGGUCUCACCAUCAACAGUGGUCAGUGUUAAUGCCCCAGAAGAUGAAGUAAAUGCAGAUGGUGACAGCCCCACAAAAAUCAAACGGGGAACAUUUAAAGUCACAAAGCCUGAAUGUGACAAAAACUACCCUGUGAUUGAUAAGUCUGAAAAAGACGAGAAUGAAAAAAUGUCAAUAGGUCUCUCCAAUAUGCUUGGCCUUCCCACCAAAGAUGACUCCGAUGGAAAUUCCUAAAUAUCUGUGGAGCUCUCAUAUUAGUCAACUGAAGUCAACUGAUUCAAACAAUCAUACACAAAAUGAACGAAGUUUAUAAAGCUAUCUAUCUAUUCACACGCUCAGUCUAACACGCAUGUCUAACAUCCUAAAAUAUUGAACGCUUCGGAAAAAAAUGAGAGUGGGAUGGACUGAGUUUCUAAUACUGUAAGUAAUGUUAUAUAAGGUGCACUGUAAGAGAAAUGUGACAAUAAAAUGUUAAUAUAUGCUACUUGCCAUUUGCCUUAAUACACAGUAUAGUGUGAUUGUGUGUUAAGUUUUAUGUGUAUGUGGAUGUCUGUAUUUGUGAGAGGCUAACUGAGUUAAUGUUUUGCAUAUAGUAUUGGAUUAACUAUGAAGUCCAGUUGCCACAGCUGCUGAAUGCUUUGUAGUAUUCUAUUAUGCUAUACAUUUUUAUAAA
Messenger RNA from Clupea harengus (Atlantic herring), 5051 nucleotides. Its product is annotated as neuroblast differentiation-associated protein AHNAK. Gene Ontology annotation, cellular component: cytoplasm; nucleus. The coding region runs from base 641 to 4612 and encodes 1323 amino acids. The transcript is spliced from 5 exons. NCBI's taxonomy places the organism in Eukaryota, Metazoa, Chordata, Actinopteri, Clupeiformes, Clupeidae. The record is from RefSeq and is a predicted model, not a curated record. Gene Ontology annotation, biological process: regulation of RNA splicing.